AUGUUAACGAACAAUUAAUAUCCCUAACUUCCUGUUCAAUCUGUUUUAUACUAAUAAUAGACUUAAACAAAUUAAAGGCUGCCUCCUUAGCAAUUUUAAUCACCUAUCUAAAUGAAGAUGAUAUAACCUUAACCUUCAAUGGUAUAUUAAUAACAAGCAGCAUAAAGUCAGAUGUAUACAUAAUCAAAUCAACAUGUCAAAACUAUCCAAUAACACCACAUGCAUCACACUCAUGAAUAUAAAAUACCUUAAUAUUAAUAACCAAUAGUUGCACCUCCAUAAUAAACUAUAAUUGUUCAACCUCAAUAACCUAUUGUUACUGCUCCACCUCCUCCUUAGUAACCUGAAAUUAAUGAGAUGUAUCAUGUCGAAAGAGAAUUGUAAGUCCUCUCUGUUGAAGAUGUAGAAGAGCCCUGGAAAAAGAAAUGUGUUGAAUUAGAAAUUAAAAUAUUCGAUUUGUAAACUGAAUUAGCCAGAUAUAAGAAUUAAGGAUAAGAAUUGAAGGUGACAUCAAAUGAAGAAUUUUAAGUGAGAGAAUUGGAAGCAAAAAUCAAAAUGAUGAAGGAUAUUGAGGAUGGCUUGCGAAAAGAAAUAGAAAGUCAAUAAAGUGAAAUCGACUCUUGGAGAUAGAGAUAUUCAAAAUUGCAAUAAGAAUUUCAACAACUACUUUAAGGUGGGGAAGAAGUCAGAUAAUUAAGGGAUGCUUUAGCAGAAAAAGAAAGGUAAAUCUUGAAAUUGGAAAAUGCAUUAAAUUCUUAAAAUGUGGAGAUGCAAAAUUACAUGAGAUUAAUUUAGUAACUUUUUCAAUCAAUUUAUUAGGAACAAAGAUUAAGAAAUUGCAUAAUAUAAAUAGAUGAUUCGACAAUUAGAACAAGAAAUGAGUGA
Molecule: messenger RNA, 885 nt
Organism: Paramecium tetraurelia
Lineage: Eukaryota; Ciliophora; Oligohymenophorea; Peniculida; Parameciidae
Exons: 2
Source: RefSeq, a predicted model, not a curated record